UGGAUGACUCUGCUCUUCAAAGUGAGGAGCAGCAGUGCCAGCUCAGAUCUGAGCAGAAAGCCCUCGGUGAUGAUUCCUGCCCUGACAGAGGGGCAUCAGGCCACGCUGACCUGCACCGCGCCCGCUCGUUGCUCCGGAUCGGAUCCUGAAUUCGCCUGGACGUGGGGAGGAACAGACCGGAACAGCACAGGGAACGCCACAGACAGUCAGGGACGAACGUCGACUUUGACAUUUCAACCUUCAGCCGAACACCACAACGCUGCGGUCACCUGUAGGGUGCGCUGUACAGGUAACCAGACUACAGAGGAGGAGGAGACGGUGACUCUGAAUGUAACCUAUGUCAAGAAACCUGAAAUCACUGGAACCAGGACUGUGAAGGAGGGCGAUGCUCUGAAUCUGACCUGCACCGCCGACAGUUUCCCUCCAGCCGUCGUCACGUGGACGAAACACGGCGCGAACAAAAGCCUGAUCAAUGACACUGAACCUGACUUGAAUAAUGGCACUGGAACAUCCGCUCUCAUCAUUCAGAACGUGACAACAGAAGAUUCUGGGCAGUUCGUCUGUACAGCAAAACAGACGAACAACAGUCUCAUAGAAAAAGUUGAGAUCACAGUGAAGGCGCAACCAAAGAUCCUGAACGGGUCUGGAUGUGAGGUGCAGUCGGAGGUCUUGACCUGCGUGUGCAUCAGUCAGGGUUUUCCCUUACCCGCCAUCGAAUGGCCUCUAUUGGAGAACCUCACCGACUACUUUGUCCUUACCGCCGUGUCAAACCACACAAUCAACAGCACCAUCAUCCUGUCCGCUAAAGGCCACAGCGACACCUCUGCUGUUUGUGUCAGUCGCAGCAAAAAUGGAGAAACAAAAGGGAACCUCAUUGUCAACGAAGCAGCAGAAGAAGGUCAAAGCGUGAAAUGGUUCAGAAUUGUUACCCAACUGGAAACUGUCAUCACAUUUUUGAUUGGCACAGUGUUUUCAGCGAUCAUUUUCUGCUUGGCGUGGACAUGCUGCAGAAAUAGAAACAAGAAGACUCAUGGAAAUCUGGCUGAGACUGUGGAGAUGGGGAUGAUUCAGGAGGAUCCACUGAUAGUGGAAGAUGAUCAGAUCCAGGACCUGGAGACACUGGAGGAAGCAGAAGCUACAGCAGCAGGGAAAUCAGACGUCGAGUACUCCGAUAUUGAUUUUUCCCUGUCAAAAAGAAAAAGUCCAGCAGAGGCAGGAACCACGGAGACGGACUACGCUGAAAUCAAGAAAGCAGCAGCGGUGGAGGGAGAUGAGGGCCAGGUUCUAGGUGAGGAUGAGGAGACUAAGCAUUGUCCACCAGAAGAGCAGGACGGGGAGGAUGUGGCAGUGUAUUCCAAUGUCCAGGACAUAAUGGGUCAGGUUUAAAACUGUCAUCUGCUGGAGGAUGUUGUCAUUUCUGUGAUUUGUUCUGAUGUAAUGUCUUCUUGCUGUUAUGUGUGAAUGCCAUGUGUGCAGUUUCUACCGUGGUGGUUGUGAUUUUUUUUUAUUAGUUUUCAAAAAGUGAACUUCUAAAACUGUACAGCUUACUUGGUGAAUCAACUCUUGAGCAGAUGUGACCACUGCACAGUAGAUUACAACCAGCACAUAUAGUUCUCAAUAAUGUGCAAACCAUACGUUACAUAACUGUAGCUUCUCAUGACUUGUGUGAGCACACCGAGUACUGAAAAUACAACGAAAAGCACAAAAAAUAAGUUAAAAAAAGUUGACGAAAUGCUCACACUUUAACUACUUCAGGAGACUGAAAUCAUGUUUGAUUAAUGGGAGAUUAUUAUUUGUUUCUUUUCCAUUUAAGACACGGUGUACAAAAGGGUUCUUGGUUUAGAAAAAUGUAGGAGUUUUGUAGUAUAAGAUCCUAAUUUCAGAAACCUGGGUAAACCUUUAUCCUGGUAUCCAUGUUUACAUCUUAUCCAGAAUUUGGUGUCUUUCUUUGUAUGUUAGCAUCUAAGUCCUCACAGCGUUUACGCGGUGAUAAAGCAGUGCUUCAUUUUCAAUGCAACAUC
Stegastes partitus (bicolor damselfish) is the source of this 2021-nucleotide messenger RNA. Its product is annotated as sialic acid-binding Ig-like lectin 5. Gene Ontology annotation, cellular component: plasma membrane. The transcript is spliced from 7 exons. The coding region runs from base 4 to 1386 and encodes 460 amino acids. Lineage: Eukaryota; Metazoa; Chordata; Actinopteri; Pomacentridae. The record is from RefSeq and is a predicted model, not a curated record. Gene Ontology annotation, biological process: cell adhesion. Gene Ontology annotation, molecular function: sialic acid binding.